GUUUUAACUUGUAUUCUAGAUAGGAAGAUGGGACAGUCUUUUAACAAGCUAUUCAGUUUCAUGUUGAAGAAGGAGGUUCUGAUCGUGAUGGUUGGUCUCGAUAAUGCCGGUAAAACAACAAUUUUGUAUAAGCUCAAGUUGGUGAAGAUUGUCACCACUAUCCCUACUGUUGGAUUCGAAAUUGAAACUCUUGAAUACAAGAACAUCAGCUUUCAUGUGUGGGAUGUUGGUGCUUGUACUAUGUAUCGACCACCAUUUGUAAGGGCCCCUGGCAUCCAAAACACACAAGCUCUUAUCUUUGUGGUUGACAGUACUGAUCGUGAUCGUGUGGUUGAUGCGAGAGAUCAACUACACGGGAUUAUUCUUAAGGAGGAUGUAUUUAAAGAUACAAUGCUGCUUGUUUUUGCCAACAAGCAAGAUCGUCCUGGCGCAAUGAAUGUUGCUGAGAUUACUGACAAGCUUGAUCUACAUGCUCUCGGACUGCAACACUGGCACGUCCAGAGCGCGUCUGCCACCUCUGGCGAAGGUCUAUACGAGGGACUGGAUUGGCUUUCCGACAACAUUGCUAACAAGGUGGAGACCGUUGGUGGUGAUCAACUUCAAACAAUCUCCAGUCAGUUUUCUGGCUAUCAUCAAAAGGUGGGGCAGUCUUUUACCAAGUUGUACAGUUUGUUGUUCAAAAAGGAGGCUCGAAUCGUGAUGGUUGGUCUGGGUGCAGCUGGUAAAACCACAAUUUUGUAUAAGCUCAAGUUGGGGAAAAUUAUCACCACCAUCCCUACUAUUGGAUUCAAUAUUGACACUCUUGAAUACAAGAACAUCAGCUUUAAUGUGUGGGAUAUUGGUGCUUAUGACAUGAUUCAUCUACAAAUGAGGAGACACUACACCCAAAAUGCACAAGGUCUUAUCUUUGUGGUUGACAGUGCUGAUCGUGAUCGUGUGAAUGAAGCCCGAAAUGAACUACACUUGUUGCUUAAGGAGGACGAAUUAAGAGACGCGUUUUUGCUUGUUUAUGCCAACAAGCAAGAUCUUCCAGGCGCGAUGAAUGUUGUUGAGGUUACUGAAAAACUUGAUCUGCAUUCUCUCGGACUGUAUCACUGGUAUAUUCAGAGCGCGUCUGCCACCACUGGGGAAGGUCUUUACGAGGGAAUGAAUUGGCUUUCCAACAACAUUGCGAACAAGGCUUAAAAGAGAUUCUUUCUACAAAUGCAUCUUCACACAGGUAUUGUUGCCAUAUUAUCUAGAAUUUGUAUACCUUUAUUUGUGUGCUAAAUUUGUUGGGUGAAAACUUCCUCUUUUGUGUGGUAACAACAUGAGCAUGUGUGUAUAGUAUUUUGAUAAUUGUAUAUGUCAAGUGGUGUUGAGAUUUCAUUAUACUUGUAUACGCCUAAGGUGUCCUCUAUUUCUGUUAAGAGGAAUAAAUAGUAGGUGAUUGUGGUAAUUUGGAGGCGAGUAAGCCAUGUAGACACUUAGUUUGUGUUACUAAA
Helianthus annuus (common sunflower) is the source of this 1484-nucleotide messenger RNA. RefSeq lists its product as uncharacterized. The record is from RefSeq and is a predicted model, not a curated record. Gene Ontology annotation, biological process: vesicle-mediated transport; intracellular protein transport. NCBI's taxonomy places the organism in Eukaryota, Viridiplantae, Streptophyta, Magnoliopsida, Asterales, Asteraceae. Bases 28 to 1185 code for a protein of 385 amino acids. Gene Ontology annotation, cellular component: cytoplasm. The transcript is spliced from 12 exons. Gene Ontology annotation, molecular function: GTPase activity; GTP binding.